UAAAUUAUUGGCGCUGGAGUAGACGGUAGUACGCGCAUGCCCUCUCCGAUUUAUUUUCUUUUUGCAGCCCCGAUUUUCCUGCCCGAACGCGGAAGUCGGUGGACAUGACGCACGCUAUCAGAUGGAGACCGUGAAAUAAAAACAAAAACAUCGCUCGCGCGGACGGGGAAACGCGAGAUUUGGAUUAGUGGUUCUUUCCAUCAUGCCGGUGCUGGUGGACAGGCUUCAGCUUCAGAGAGUGUGAGCUCCACUGAACUGCGGGGAUGAACAUGCCAUUGCACCAAAUCUCUGUCAUCCCUCGUGAUGUCACUUCCUCCCGGGUGUCCAGCAGCGGGAAGGCAAAGGAAAAGGACAAACAGAACGAGAAACCACUCGGUCAUUCUGCGAGCAGGUCCAGCAACAUUUCAAAGGCUGGAAGCCCGACCUCUGUGACCGCACCCUGCAGUUUUCCCAGGACUUCAGUGACACCCUCAAACCAGGAUAUAUGCAGUUCUAAUGACCUCGCUCAGGACCAGAAGCCUUUACAGGCCACUGUAGUGCUGUUGAACUCUAAUGGUAAAAGCUCAGCAUCUCAGGGUGUCACCAUGACCACGCUCUGCCUGGACUCCCCCAACAAGCCCAAAAAUAGGACCUUGUUUGGCACAGAAUGGCUGUCCUUACUCAAACCAUCAGUCAACUUGAAACCAGAAGGAGGGAGUCUCAAGUUCUCAAAGUCUCUGAAUGAUGUAGGACAAAAGAUGGACAGCCUAUGUAACGGCCUCCACUUUAUAGACCGUACGUGUUCGGAUGGGGAGCUGGGAGCCGAGAAGGAACAACUCGUGCAAGACGGCCACAUCAAAGCCGUCAAUGGUCAAGCCAACUGUCCUCCUCCGUUUGCUUCUCAGCCUCCAUCCUUCCUCAACAACUAUAAAUACAUCUCCAACCCAGGGCCGGAACAGUGCCUGGCUCCCCCUGCACCUCCUCAUUCAGACCUUCAAAAAAGCUCCAACUUCCUGCGCCUCAUCUUCCCGUUCAAUCACUCGUCCACCACAGGGAGCCUGCAGGCAUCUGAGAUGGGUAGCUAUGCCUCAAGGCUGCACAUCGGCAAGUCAUCCAGCGCCAUGCUGGAUGUCAGCGAGUCCUGCUGUAUGGAGGAGAUGGGAGAUGACGAGGUGUUCGAGGAGGACUCAUCCCGCUGGAAGCUGAAGACUGAGGGCUUGCGGGCUCCUCUUUGCUCCCUUGAGGAGGACAGCGACCUGGAUCAGUGCUGCUCUCCGCUGUCUGAGAAAAACGGGCCGCUGUCGCCCUACUCCCUAUCGGGGGACUGCUGCAGGAUUUGUCACUGUGAGGGGGAUGAUGAGAGUCCGCUGAUAACACCCUGUCACUGCACUGGGAGUUUGCGGUUUGUCCAUCAGGCCUGCCUGCAGCAGUGGAUCAAGAGCUCAGACACACGCUGCUGCGAGCUCUGCAAGUACGACUUCAUCAUGGAGACCAAGCUCAAACCGCUCCGCAAGUGGGAGAAGCUUCAGAUGACCGCCAGCGAGAGGAGGAAGAUCAUGUGCUCGGUCACUUUUCACGUCAUCGCCAUCACAUGUGUCGUCUGGUCGCUCUACGUCCUCAUUGACCGCACAGCAGAGGAGAUCAAACAAGCGGGGAGAAUACCAGGGAUACUGGAAUGGCCUUUUUGGACCAAACUGGUGGUGGUGGCUAUAGGCUUCACUGGAGGACUGGUGUUCAUGUACGUGCAAUGCAAGGUCUACAUCCAGUUGUGGAGGAGACUCAAGGCCUACAACAGAGUAAUAUACGUGCAGAACCGCCCAGAGACCUGUAAAAAGAGCGUUUUUGAUAAGCCCUCUCUUCUGGAGCCCAACUUGGAGAAUAAAGAGGCGCUCGGGCCGGCGCAGUCGGACACAAACUCUUCCCAGUACACAGAGACAGAGGACUACAGUAUGGAGAUCCUGCACGUCUGAUCGCUUGGCCCACAUACACCCCCCUCCUCCCCCUGUAGAGGACCGGCUGGGGCGUCGCAUGCUCCGGGACACACGGGGAUGCCACACAGCACCGGGCACGAGGACUGUCUGAGACUGAGACUCGUUUCGUUGUUUAGAUGUUAUUUUCUCCUCGUUCGUUUGUCCAAACCUGUUCCUGUAAGUUGUUGGCUAACCAUAACGAAUCAGUGUGCGCUAGAUCUCGGAUCAUUCCAACUACUGCCAUUGUACUGCUGUCGUACACGAGUUGAAAGUCCACCGUUUCGAGCUGUGUGUGUGUGUGUGUGUGUGUGCGCGAGCUGGUUCUGAUGGAGUCGAUGCAUAGAAGCACUUUUUAUUUCCCUGUUCUAAAAGAGCCCCCAUUUUAAUAAUAUAUUCAUUCCCUUUCUACGUGGAUAAGACAUUAAAACAAACUUGAAGUUUUGCGAGCGAGAUCUCACGUUUUAUAGUGCAUUUGUAUCUCCGCAGACCCCUCAGAUGGAACAAAAAAAAAGGAACCCGAAGGAGCGAUGAGGGAACAUUCAUGUACUGUUAUGUAUCAUUCCACUUGUUUUAGAAAUCUUAUGACUGAGUCGAUUCUGAAUUUAGUCGUUGUGAAAUUGACACGACCUAGGCUUUGUUUUGUAUCGGCUGAUUACUAAAUAAUCUGGAUCGUCUAAUUACAAUAUUUAUCCUAUCAAGGGCUAGAUUUACUAAAGUGCGACGCCACGGUUCUUAGCAUGCGCAAAAAUGAUCCCAUACGGUGACUAGUCGCCGGCUAUGCUGCUGAUUUUUGCAUUUGCUGAAGACUUCAGUGCGUUAGUGAAAGACUUUAGUAAAUCAGGCCUUAAAGUGUAUGUCGCGAAUGUAAAGAAUACAACUUUCUCCCCGAGGGAAAUGAACUUCAGUGUAGCAUCAUGCAAGCUUUUGCAAUGAAUCAGUCACGAUUUCUGUGUGUGAAAGAGAUUUACCUUCGAUGUGAACUUUGACUUUUACCAUUCUAAAAAUCCACCAUUUGUUUCUGGUUUAUAAAAUGGAUUAUCCAAAACCUGCUAUUACUUCCGAGAUGAUUUUAAACCAUUUGAACAACAGAAAUGAGGUUUUCGGGAAUGAUUAAAUGACGACUUGAACUAGUUAGCAAGACUUGUUACUGCUUUCGAAAAAACAAUCAUAGCAAAUUUCCCAUGGGUGUAAUUUCAGGUUUGUAUUUAUUCAAUGGCGUUUCAAUGGCUUUAAAUGUUGGGAAAUAGCCAUGUUAGUUUUGGCCUUCGCUCUAACGUGUAUCGACCUGGACAUAUGACUUUGAUCGACUUCCCCAGCAAAGAUCAUUUUUAUGGGCCGUGCUUCUUAUAAACUCUAUUGUGAAUGAAUCUUUUUCAUGCUCUGAUAUGUUCAAAAGGUACAGGAUUCUUCUGCCAUCUAGAGCUACUGCACAGACAAUGCACAUUAUAAUUUUUUUUUAACCUUUUCUGACUGGCUUCGUGCCAUUUGACCAAUAAAAGAUGCUCGUUGUUCAGUUUGCUAACGGCAUAGCUUUUGUAUUCCUUAUCAAGUCGACCUGUAUGCGACCAAGCAUAUUCUUUGGAUAACGUCACAAUGUAUGCACUACAACAAUGCGUUAAUGCAACCCGUCAGCUUUGAGAACAUCCAAAUGAAGCCAUUUUUUGUUGUUCUUGUUGGAGAUGUGAAGAUACACGGAAAACAAGCAUCCCUGCACUGUUUUUUUUUUUGUUUUUUUGUUUUGCCAGUAAAUCCUUACCAGCCCCAUAACAUAAUGAUACGAGACAUUUUACUCAGUUUUAUGGCAGUAAUUAAGAUUCAAUGUAUACAUUUCCCAAGUUUGGUUUCUUUGAUAGCAUAUUUGUAAAAUGAUGGGAGCUGGCUCCUUUUACUAUCUAGUGAUGGAAACGCUGAAACAGACACAUUUUCCAGAAUCUUUUUAGCACUGCACUGCAUCAUAUUUUGAUGGAUGUGUUUUAAAGUGCAGUAAUAGUCUUGUUUGUUUCAUGGCUCGUCAUAGAAGUGUCCAGUGCAUCAAACUGCAGUGCAUUACUACUGAAUUGGCUUGAACAUGGAUAACAUGACUGUUUCUUGCAUCUCCCUCUUUAUUUCUUGUACUUUUUUCUCUAGUAGUAAAUAGUUUCUCUAAGCAUUUUUGAGCAUUAAAAAACAACCAAAUAAAGGAAAUGUAGAAGUUAUUUUCACCAGCCUGUGUUGUAUCAGAUGUUUGUUUUUAUAAAUUACUGUAAUAACGGGUGAUUUAAAGGUCUGAAAACUGCCUGGAUACGUCAAACGAAUUAUUUCCCAUAGGAAAGUUAAAUGAUAUUCUCAGUUGGUCUUUUUACGUGUUGUCAAGGCCUUUAAUAAACACUGUGUCAAAUAGAUAACAUCAGUGGAGUUGAUCAAGCAUUUCACGUCGUGGCUUUCUCAGUGGAUAAAUACUGGUUUUGUGAAACUGAAAAGGCUGUAAUUUACAUGUAUAGUUUUGUAUUUUAUGUAUGUUUCUCUCCCCCCCCUCCCUCCCCUCAGUAUUACCACCUUUAUCUGGUUGAUUUUAGUUUCUUCGCUGAGAUAUGAGUGACUACAUUUGUGCUGUGUUUUUAAGGGGAGUCUGAGUGGAGCAAUAAAAGAAAUCUUAAAUUA
Messenger RNA from Puntigrus tetrazona (Sumatra barb), 4589 nucleotides. It is a transcript of the gene marchf8, whose product is annotated as membrane-associated ring finger (C3HC4) 8. The coding region runs from base 264 to 1949 and encodes 561 amino acids. NCBI's taxonomy places the organism in Eukaryota, Metazoa, Chordata, Actinopteri, Cypriniformes, Cyprinidae. Gene Ontology annotation, molecular function: ubiquitin protein ligase activity; zinc ion binding; MHC protein binding. Gene Ontology annotation, cellular component: lysosome; late endosome membrane; early endosome membrane. The transcript is spliced from 9 exons. Gene Ontology annotation, biological process: antigen processing and presentation of peptide antigen via MHC class II; protein polyubiquitination; immune response. The record is from RefSeq and is a predicted model, not a curated record.